Messenger RNA from Penicillium brevicompactum, 1005 nucleotides. Its product is annotated as 2,4,5-trihydroxytoluene oxygenase. Gene Ontology annotation, biological process: L-methylmalonyl-CoA metabolic process. The transcript has 3 exons. The coding region runs from base 1 to 1005 and encodes 334 amino acids. Gene Ontology annotation, molecular function: methylmalonyl-CoA epimerase activity. Gene Ontology annotation, cellular component: mitochondrion. Lineage: Eukaryota; Fungi; Ascomycota; Eurotiomycetes; Eurotiales; Aspergillaceae. The record is from RefSeq and is a predicted model, not a curated record.
AUGAGCAAAAUCCAUUUCGAACGCCUCCUUUUUACCCAAUACCAGCAUCCGGAUUUGGAGAAGGCCAAGCGCUUCUUUGAGGAUUUUGGCCUCGUUGUGGCUAACAAAAGUAAUGAUAAGAUAUACUUCCGUGGGUUUGGCGACAGCCCCUACGUCUAUAUUGCGGAGCAGUCACCGGACGAUCGUCGCCAUUUCAUCGGAGGAGGAUGGGUCGUUGCCUCGCGUGGCGACCUUUUGAAAGCCUUGGAGCUGGAAAAUUCAUCUCCCAUACAGUGGCUGGAUGCACCCGGUGGUGGUGAAUUUGUCGAUAUUAAAGACCCCAAUGGCAUCAACAUUCGUUUGAUUCAUGGUAUCACCUAUCGAAGUAUUGAAUCUCUGAAGGACGAAACACCCGAGCCAGUCAUCUUCAAUACGUGGUCCGAGAAGCCCCGUCGUGGAGAGUUCCAGCGGUUUGAUGGUGGUCCUAGCAAAGUUCAUAAACUUGGUCACUAUGGACUCAUCGUUGAUAAGAGCCAAUUCGAGAAAACUGUCUCCUGGUACCUUCACACAUUCAAUCUUCUUGAGACUGACUCUCUCUACGACGAAGAGUCGGGGAAGAACAUGAUGACCUUUAUGCAUAUCGAUAAAGGCGAUGAGUUUACGGAUCAUCAUAGCUUUUUUAUUCAAGCACCUCCUCACCCAGUUGAGUUCUGUGUACCACAUCACUCGAGUUUUGAGGUCGAUGAUAUGGAUACACAGCUUCUUGGACACUACCACCUGGAGAAGAAAGGUUGGACAAACUGCUGGGGUGUCGGUAGACACCUUCUGGGAAGCCAAAUAUUUGAUUACUGGUUUGACUGCUCUGGAAACAUCGUCGAGCACUAUUCUGACGGCGACAUGGUGAACCGUCAAACCAGGGUGACGAGAGAGCGUGCAGCCGAAGAUACAAUGGCCGUCUGGGGUCCAAAUGUGACAUUGGCAUUUCUGACUGGAAGGAUUGAAGAUUUGAAAAAAGAAACUGCUUGA